Messenger RNA from Drosophila sulfurigaster albostrigata, 1436 nucleotides. RefSeq names its product mitogen-activated protein kinase kinase kinase 7-like. Gene Ontology annotation, biological process: protein phosphorylation; positive regulation of canonical NF-kappaB signal transduction; JNK cascade. The transcript is spliced from 8 exons. Bases 55 to 1035 code for a protein of 326 amino acids. Lineage: Eukaryota; Metazoa; Arthropoda; Insecta; Diptera; Drosophilidae. The record is from RefSeq and is a predicted model, not a curated record. Gene Ontology annotation, molecular function: MAP kinase kinase kinase activity; magnesium ion binding; ATP binding.
UCUGAAUAAAUAGCAAUCGUAGUUUAGACGUUUAGUCUCUUUGCGUUCUACGACAUGAACAACUCACUCGAUAUUCAACUGAAAGAAAGGAUUGGAAGUGGUAGCUAUGGUGUUGUAUAUGAAGGAAUUUGGAUAACAAAUACUCGUAAAUGUGUGAAGGUUGCUGUGAAAUGUUUGGAAAAAGGCAAUAAUAAAGAUUCGGAAACAAAUAUUCUUCGAGAAAUCCGCAAUCUACAAGAGCUCAAGCAUGAAAAUAUUGUCACAUUCCAUGGCGCCUAUCGCCAAAAAAACAUAUGCCUCAUUUUCGAGUAUUCAGACUGUGGAUCACUCUAUGAUUAUUUGCAAAAAAAAAUCGUAAGAGUUUCAAACAUCGAAAAGCUUCACUGGAUGUUGCAAUGUGCCAAUGGCAUGGAAUAUUUGCACAGCAAAAAAACAGUGCAUCGCGAUCUUAAAACACAAAAUCUCUUACUUUUCAAUAAUUAUCGCACAUUGAAAAUAUGCGAUUUUGGUACUGUAAAACAAUAUGCAACAGAAAAUACUGAACUUAUUGGGACAAUUGGUUAUAUGGCUCCAGAAGUUUGUACUGCUGAUGGUAAAUAUACGGAAAAGUGUGAUGUGUUUAGCUAUGGGAUCACUUUCUGGGAAGUAUUCGCUGAAAAGAAGCCAUUUGAUGAAUUAAAGAAAAAAAAUAUGCACCCUUUAGCCAUCCAAUACAAAAUUAGUAAUGGUGCUCGUCCAGAUAUAAAUGACAUGCACAUUUGUAAAGAUUCUGAUCCUGUAAAGACAAUAAUUAAAAAGUGUUGGGAUCAAGAUCCAGAUAAUCGACCGACUAUGAAACGUCUUGUGGCAUUUCUAGGAAUUGAUUUAAGACUUUGCAUACCUAUAAACUUCGAAGAUAUAGAGAUUACAGAAUGUAUUAUGAAUGGUAGAUAUGGUCUCGGCUGUAAUGAAAAUUGGCGAGCCGGAUUUUUAGACACAAAAAUGGACGAGAAAUUAAUUCGAGAGCGGAGAAAGGGAGUUCACAAAAGAGUCUGAUAUUUCCAGCUUUGGUAUAAUUAUGUGGGAAAUAGUGACUGCAAAGAAUCCAGUUGUCGAAUUCAAAAAUAAAAAACUUUCGACUAUUAUUAAAAUUAUUAAUGAUACUAUACAGACUGGUAGCUCAGAUAUCCGUAAAAUAAAAAACGCUAUAAAUGCCUGAAAACAGAAUACUGACCAGAUACUAAGAAGCUGAUUAAAAUUUUAAUUUAUUAACUUAAUGCCCUAGUCAAUCUGUGGAAUAUGUGAUGAUGAUUUUUUGAACCGAACCAAAAUAUACAAGUACAAAAUAUACUAAAGUAACUAAAGCCGAACUGCAGCAGCUCUUUUAGCCUUAUAAAAUUAUUUAUUAUUAUCGUAAAUACCAAUAUUCGGUUCUACAUUUAAGAUUGCGCUGUUAU